Pseudogymnoascus verrucosus is the source of this 1027-nucleotide messenger RNA. RefSeq lists its product as uncharacterized. The coding region runs from base 528 to 992 and encodes 154 amino acids. Gene Ontology annotation, molecular function: RNA nuclease activity; RNA binding. The transcript has 2 exons. The record is from RefSeq and is a predicted model, not a curated record. Lineage: Eukaryota; Fungi; Ascomycota; Leotiomycetes; Thelebolales; Thelebolaceae.
GGAGAGAGAAACGCCGAGGGCUGUCGCGACGUGUCGUCGGAUGUUUCCCCGAAGCAUGCUUCGUCGUUGAGCCUAUAACGAUGGUCAACAGGAGCAUGCCGUGGGGGGAUGUUCAUGCGCUUGUAUAUGCCGACCACAUGUGGGCCAGCAGAUCAAAGUUGUUGGUUGUUGCCAACUUCCUCUUUCGCCUGACGUCCGGCAGAUCAUUGCUGCCAAGUGUCAGGAUGACAUCGAGCAGCUGCCGCUCUCCGCCAACCCUAUUCGCACGACUUUGUUAUCGCGGAACUUUAGUAGCGUUGCUGCCCGUACCUUGAUCCUAUCGCGGGCGGAGAUCCGCCGAUCGCGCAUGGAUGCAAGACACAACUUCCGCAUUAGGGUAUAGUAAUAGGAUUUAAGGUGCAUCGGCGGCAUUCUAGAGUGCUGGCGGCAUCACUACCCCGUCCAUACCUGUCACGCAUCUUCUACCACGGCUUCUUCGUCGGAUAGCACCGUAUAGGUCAGCAUGAUGGGCAGUGGGAUGAGUAUAUAUGAAGCAGGUAGGAUCCCCUUCUCAUCGUCAUCCACCAACAAUCCCUCAGUUCUAUCCUCAAUCUAUCAACAUGUUCGGCCUCAAGACCCUCCUCACCGUCGCCCUCGUCUCGGCUGUCGCUGCCCUCCCCGCUCUCGAGGUGCGCGCUGCCACCACCUGCGGCUCCACCUCCUACACUGCUGCCCAGGUCAGCGCUGCUGCCGCUGCCGCCUGCAACUACGUGAAGGCCGGCACGACUGCUGGAAGCUCCACCUACCCCCACCAGUACAAUAACUACGAGGGCUUCAACUUCGCUGUUGCCGGUCCUUGGCAGGAGUUCCCCAUCCUCAAGAGCGGUGUCUACACUGGAGGGAGCCCUGGGGCUGACCGUGUUGUCAUCAACAAGUCUUGCGGACUUGCUGGUGCCAUCACCCACACUGGCGCCAGUGGAAACAACUUUGUUGGCUGCUCGGGAACGAACUAGAGGCUGCAUAUUAGGGAAGCAGGUCUUCUUUCACG